This is a messenger RNA of Girardinichthys multiradiatus, 1005 nucleotides long. RefSeq names its product peroxiredoxin 5 (gene prdx5). Gene Ontology annotation, biological process: cell redox homeostasis; cellular response to oxidative stress; hydrogen peroxide catabolic process. Lineage: Eukaryota; Metazoa; Chordata; Actinopteri; Cyprinodontiformes; Goodeidae. Gene Ontology annotation, molecular function: thioredoxin peroxidase activity. The coding region runs from base 195 to 767 and encodes 190 amino acids. The transcript is spliced from 6 exons. Gene Ontology annotation, cellular component: peroxisome; cytoplasm; mitochondrion. The record is from RefSeq and is a predicted model, not a curated record.
GUUAGCAGAUGGCGCUGUGAUAGAUUUAUCAGCUCUGCUGGGCCUGAAAGAUGGAUUAAGUCCUCUCAGACAAACUCAGAGCGGGUCAAACUUGCUGUGACUGUAAAUAAACCAGUGACUGUAAAAUCAGUCUGACGUACGCCAGGUGUGACGCACUUCUUAACGCUAACCGGUUAGCUGCGCAGCUACAGUAGAUGUUUUCCAUCACGGGUUGUCUUCUUCAACCCACCAGAGUCCUCCGCUGCGUCAGACUGCUGCGCUGCUCUCCAGUCACCAAGAUGCCGAUUCAGGUUGGUGAAGCUCUUCCUGCAGUGGAGGUUCAGGAGGGUGAACCAGGAAAUAAAGUGGCGAUGGAUCAGCUAUUUAAGGGGAAAAAAGGAGUCCUCUUUGCCGUACCGGGAGCUUUUACCCCCGGGUGCUCUAAGACUCACCUUCCAGGCUUUGUGCAGCAAGCUGAGGAGUUGAAAAGUAAAGGUAUACAGGAGGUGGCAUGCAUCUCUGUCAAUGAUGCAUUUGUCAUGGCUGCAUGGGGAAAGGAGCAUGGCGCAGAUGGAAAGGUUCGAAUGCUGGCUGAUCCCACUGGUGCAUUUGCAAGGGCAGUCGACCUGCUACUUGACACUGAUCAGAUUGUGCAAGUACUGGGCAACCAACGCUCCAAGAGAUAUGCAAUGUUGGUGGAAGACGGCGUCGUGAAGAAGAUCAAUGUGGAGCCUGAUGGCACCGGGCUGACCUGCAGUCUCUCCUCCAACAUUCUAGCUCAGCUGUAGGCUGCUGCUGAGCUUAUUAAACCCAGUUCUUCUCCUGGUGGUACUAAUAAAGCUUGCCUCCUACCCAUUCGACCUGGGCCCUCUUCCCAAAGACGGACGCAAAUCCUGGACCCUAGGGACAGGAGGAAGGUGAUUAAUGCGCACAAUUAUGGCAUGAAGAGGAAUUCCUGGGGCAGUCCAUUUAACUUUGUAUACUGUUACUUAAUACUGAAUAAACUUCAUUCUUUUCCUCAUUUUA